Pelodiscus sinensis (Chinese soft-shelled turtle) is the source of this 688-nucleotide messenger RNA. NCBI's taxonomy places the organism in Eukaryota, Metazoa, Chordata, Testudines, Trionychidae. The record is from RefSeq and is a predicted model, not a curated record.
AUGGCUGUUGCUGUAAUUCUGGCCCAGCUCUCCCAGGGGCAGGUCUAUCGGAUCCAGGUGGCGCCCCAUGUCACGGUGCAGCAGGGCCUCUGCGUGCUGCUCCCCUGCCAUUUCACAGCCGAUUUCAAGUCCCCCGGGCCUGUCUACAAAUACUGGUUCCGCAGAGACGUAGACAAGGACCGCUGCGUGCCCGUGGCCAGCACCAACCCGGACAGGCCUCCACUGGCGUCCAGGGGUCGGAUCCGCCUGGCUGGGGAUGCUGAGAACGACUGCUCCCUGAUCAUCAGCGACGUGCGGGCUGAAGACCAGGAGCACUACUUCUUCCGCUUCGAGAAGGGAGAGAGCAAAUACAGCUACGUGGAGAACCAGACGCUGGUGAACAUCACAGAACUGAGGGACCAGCCAGUCCUGAGGGUCCCUGAGGUGCUGAAACCCGGGCAGCCAGUGAAUGUGACCUGCCAGGCUCCAGGCACCUGCUCUGGGACCCCUCCUCAAAUCACCUGGACAGGAGGGUUCGACUACUCGGCCAUGAACGUCUCAGAGCCCCAGGGGAACGGCAGCGUCUCCUACAGCUCCGUGCUCCACUUCACGCCCACCCUGGCGCACGAUGGCAAAGAGCUCGGCUGCACCGUCACGUACCCUGCGGUCGGGGUGUCCACCCGCCGAGCCCUCCGGCUCCACGUCGGCU